UGCUCCACAACCCACACUGACUCCCCGAACACAGGGAAGCACCCCUACUACGACCAUGAGAUGCAAGCCGACCAAUAGGAGCAGAACUAAUGUAGUCGAGCAGAGGAAGUAGCCUACAAACUGUCUCAGAAGAGCCUUGCACAAACAUCAAAGUUCACAGCAGGCAAGGGAAGCACAGGAAGAUGUGUACUUAUUGUCACAAUAACCCCAUUAUGCAUUUAAGGAAGAAAAUAUCCAUUAUUUAUUUUCAGAAAUUAUAGAUCCAUGGUCAAACUUGUGGUCCUUUUAAAGUUUUUGUAUAAUAGUGUUACAAAGAAUUAAAGCACAUAUAGGCCUAUACAUAAUUAUUUCUGAGCCCCUUAUGGUCAAAAUCAGGUUGCAGCCUGUCUGACUAAAUGUAAAGUUAUUAGGUUGUAAGUUGUAACUAUCCAUAAAUGUACUGCUAAUCAUUCAUCGUAUGCAUGCAUAGGCCUUCUACAGAGCCAAUGUCUGCUAAAGGGAUAACUAAUAUGAUCUACAGUCAAAGAAGAAUUGUUCACCAACACAAUGAUUUGUUUAUAGGCCAACCGCGUUUGACAAAACGAGCGCACUUAAAGUUGUAAAACUAGGAAGUUGGACGAUAAUUCCAGAAGCAUUUGAAGGACUCAAGUUAAUCUCAAAAUGAGCAGAAUUUACCAUAACACAUCCUUGCAAAAUAAACCAGUCCAUAAUGAUAGAAUAGACAGCAUUUGGCCCCCUGCAUCUGACAGCGGGCCGGGGGUCCUUCUCGAAGGAAUGCUUCGGGAUGUCUCCCGACAUGUCAUCACCGACGUCAAUAAUCAGAAGGUGCGUUUCUAUGCAUUGUACAUCAAACCAACCCGUAUCCAUCAGCGAAGGUUUGACCCCAGUGGAAAGGAAAUCGAGCCGAAUUUCAGUGACACCAGGAAGGUCAACACUGGUUACCUAAUGUCCUCCUUCAAGACGGAGGCCAAAGGGGAGUCGGAUCGUCUGUCUGAGCAGCAGCUGGCGGCCAUGGUGAACCAGGCAGAGCUGGUGAAGAUAACCUGCAAGCACACACCCAGCGGCGGCACCCUGGCCUUCUGGUACCCCGAGGCCCAGAUGGAGAACACAGAGCUUGAGGUGGGCCAGGAGGUGCGCCUCAAGACCAGAGGAAACAGCCCCUUCAUCUUCUCGUUAGCCCAGGUGGACGCCGGUAAUGUAACAAAGUGCAAUUUCGCUGGAGAUGAAAAUGCUGGCGCAUCAUGGACGGACAAGAUCAUGGCCAACAAAGCAGGGGCAGCUGGUGUUCAGAGCAACAGCGGAGAGGGACAGGGGGCCGAGGAGGACGAAUGGGACGAAUGAAGCAGAAAUACAACCAUGAGCCUUUCCCUGCUGUUCUAGUUCCUCGUGGAGCGCUGGCUGACACUCCUCUGUAUCUUUCUAUAAGUAUUUGGAUCUUUCCCUGAUUCACUCCCUCCAGCCAAAUCAACUGUCUUUUUAAACAAAGACUUUGUUUGAUUAGGCUUCAGCAUAAUAAGAGGUUGGGUUCAUGGGUGUGAGCUCCACUGUUUCCUCCCCCAGUCGUCUUUCAGGUUGUAUUGUGGGUUGUACCCGGUGCAAUAAUGAUGGGACCCAUUCAAUUCCAUUUUUCGGCAUUCCAUAAAGAAGAGAAACACAGAUAACCUUGACUGGAAGCCCAAACAGCAAAGCCAUGAAAGGGAGAACAUUUAUGAAACUGUUGUGUGUUAAGUUAAAAAAUACUAAUACAUCUGUAAUAAAACAUAAAACAUUGAAACACACUCAUCUAUGAUCAAACCCCAUCACUUUUGAGAACUACACGUUUUUUAAUAAUAAGACAAUUUCUGGAAGAGGGUAUGAAUAGAAGGCACUCAACAUUGUAGGCACUCAACAUUGUAACCGGCUAUAAGCCAAUCUUUAAAUAGAAACACAGGGAAAGAUAUCGGAGAAUCAACAGCAAUGGGUGCUUUUAAUUCCACAUGUGAAAAGAUGUUACGCGGUUUAUAAUUGUUGUUUUGAAACAAUCCUACGUAGACUAAUUGAACAUUGAAAUAUAUACAUCAUAGAUAUACAUUUGUAUUGACUUCAUUAUGAUCAACAUUUGUGUAUGGUUAGGGUCUACAUUUGUAGACCCUAACCCUUGCAUAUCAUUUUUUAUUAUAAAACUUUUUAUACCCAAUUCUUCCAUUUAGUUCAUCAUUCUAACACAUUUUUUUCAUUGCUACAAAACAUUUUUUAUUACAAUAAAAAAAGUACCAUUA
Molecule: messenger RNA, 2258 nt
Organism: Gadus morhua (Atlantic cod)
Lineage: Eukaryota; Metazoa; Chordata; Actinopteri; Gadiformes; Gadidae
Gene: arpin
Product: actin related protein 2/3 complex inhibitor
Exons: 6
Coding region: 661-1341 (226 amino acids)
Biological process (GO): negative regulation of actin nucleation
Source: RefSeq, a predicted model, not a curated record